AUGUUGUCCCUACGCGCAUCCCGACUCCUCUCUGGAAGACAGUUCACCACCCGCUCAAGAUUUACCGCAACAAGAUUCGCACCCACUGCUGCAGCAUCGCAGUCAAGACGACAGAUCAACACAACCUCCGCGUUCGGCAAUGCGCUCCUCCGAGGACGACAAAGUGCUCUGACAGCUUCUCUUCAGUCACUACGGAUCGGUGGCUCCGUGACAAUAGCAAGAGAUCAGGUGCGAGGCAUGAAGGUGCGAAGCAGUGUCAAGAAGCUGUGCGACGGGUGCAAGAGUGUCAGGAGAAAGGGCGGCAAAUACGUCUACAUCAUUUGCAGUAAGAACCCAAAACACAAGCAGAGGCAAGGAUGA
Molecule: messenger RNA, 360 nt
Organism: Ramularia collo-cygni
Lineage: Eukaryota; Fungi; Ascomycota; Dothideomycetes; Mycosphaerellales; Mycosphaerellaceae
Exons: 2
Coding region: 1-360 (119 amino acids)
Biological process (GO): translation
Cellular component (GO): ribosome
Molecular function (GO): structural constituent of ribosome
Source: RefSeq, a predicted model, not a curated record